This is a messenger RNA of Microplitis demolitor, 2821 nucleotides long. It is a transcript of the gene Top3beta, whose product is annotated as DNA topoisomerase 3-beta-1. The coding region runs from base 169 to 2730 and encodes 853 amino acids. Gene Ontology annotation, cellular component: nucleus. The record is from RefSeq and is a predicted model, not a curated record. Lineage: Eukaryota; Metazoa; Arthropoda; Insecta; Hymenoptera; Braconidae. Gene Ontology annotation, molecular function: DNA binding; DNA topoisomerase type I (single strand cut, ATP-independent) activity. Gene Ontology annotation, biological process: DNA topological change. The transcript is spliced from 9 exons.
UGAUUACAAGAGUAUACCAUCUUGUUAACAACUGUAUUCUAAGAGGGUUUUAGUGUUAAAAACAAAUUCAAAUGUUAAGUGUUAAAUUACUUUAUUUGAACAAUAGCCUGAUGGUCACUUAGAUGAAGAAUAAAAACAAUUAAAAAACAAAAAUAAUAAAUAAGCAAAAUGAAAACAGCUUUCAUGGUGGCAGAGAAGCCGUCUCUAGCUGCAUCUUUAGCGGCGAUUUUAAGUAAUGGACACUGUUCAACUAGAAAAGGAAUGAAUGGAUCAUGUUCAGUACAUGAAUGGGUUGGACAAUUUAAAUCAGAAACUGUUAAUUUCAAAAUGACUUCAGUUUGUGGUCAUGUUAUGAGUUUUGAUUUUGUGGGUAAAUAUAAUAGUUGGGAUAAAGUUGAUCCAGUUGAAUUGUUCUCGUGUCCGAUAGAAAAAAAAGAAGCCGUACCAAAGUUGAAAAUUCCAGCAUUUCUCGUCAAAGAGGGAUCAAAUUGUGAUUAUUUAAUUUUAUGGUUAGAUUGUGACAAAGAAGGUGAAAAUAUUUGUUUCGAAGUUAUACAUGCUAUUCAACUAGGAAUGUCACGGCCGUUCAAUCCGAAUAAUAUAUGGAGAGCACAUUUUUCAGCAAUUACCGAUCGUGAUAUCAAAUUCGCAUUAGCUAAUCUUACUAAGCCAAAUGAAAAUGAAGCUAAAAGUGUUGAUGCACGUCAAGAACUAGAUUUACGAAUUGGUUGUGCUUUUACUCGAUUUCAAACUAAAUUCUUUCAAGGUAAAUAUGGUGACUUAGAUGCUUCAUUGAUAUCUUACGGACCAUGUCAAACACCAACAUUAGGAUUUUGUGUCCAACGACACGAUGAAAUUUCAACCUUUAAACCAGACCCUUACUGGAUGUUACAAGUUACUAUAAAAUUGUCAGAUAGUCUAGACUUGGUUCUUAACUGGGAUAGAAAUCGUUUGUUUGACAAAGAAGUUGCCAAUUCAUUUCUUAAUCUUGUUAAGGAACAUAACGAGGCAACAGUCGUCAGUGUUCAAAAUACAGAGAAAAUAAAACCACGUCCAAUAGCAUUGAAUACUGUUGAGUUGAUGAGAACUUCGAGCUCUGGAUUAGGUAUGGGACCACAUUACGCAAUGCAAAUAGCCGAGCGUCUUUAUAUUCAAGGCUAUAUCAGUUACCCACGUACUGAAACUACAUCUUAUCCAGAGAACUUUGAUUUGUUAGCAACAUUAAAACAGCAACGCAACUCUCCUGAUUGGGGUGAAGAUGUAAGAAAAAUAUUAGAAACUGGAAUAAACCACCCGAGAAAAGGUCAUGAUGCUGGUGAUCAUCCCCCAAUCACGCCAAUGAAAGCCGCUACGAGGAAUGAUUUAGAUGGAGAUAAUUGGAGGGUCUAUGAUUAUAUCACUCGACAUUUUAUUGCAACGGUUGCGCCCGAUUGCAGAUAUUUAAGUACAACCGUAAAAUUUAAAAUUGGAAUAGAAUCAUUUUCAAUCGUCGGUCGAACGAUAAUCGAUCCUGGCUACACAAGUUUAUUGACAUGGCAAUCGAUAAAUGAUAAAAGUAACCUGCCACAAUUCUAUCGUGGUGAUAAGUAUAAUAUCAGUGAUGUUAAACUAGUAGAAUGUUUUACACAACCACCAGAUUAUCUAACGGAAUCAGAAUUGAUCACUUUAAUGGAAAAGCAUGGUAUUGGUACCGAUGCAUCAAUUCCAGUGCACAUUAAUAACAUUUGCACGAGAAAUUACGUGACAGUUAUCACAGGCAGAAAACUUGCUCCAACAUCUCUUGGGAUCGUCCUUGUUCAUGGAUACCAGAAGAUUGAUCCAGAGCUGGUACUACCAACGAUGAGAUCAGCAGUUGAAGAACAGCUUAAUUUGAUCGCUGUAGGACAGGCAAAUUACAAUGCAGUCCUCGAUCAUACCGUAGAAAUAUUCAAACAAAAAUUCCAUUAUUUCGUAUCAAACAUUGAGGGAAUGGAUCAAUUAUUCGAAGUAUCAUUUUCUCCUUUAUCAGCAACAGGGAAAGCAUUAUCUCGGUGUGGUAAAUGCCGGCGUUAUAUGAAAUACAUUCAAACAAAGCCAUCACGAUUACAUUGCGCUAAUUGUAAUGAAACUUAUAAUUUGCCGCAAAAUGGUAAUAUCCGUAUCUAUAAAGAAUUGAAGUGUCCAUUAGAUGAUUUUGAGUUGCUAUCAUGGUCAACGGGUACACGAGGCAAGAGUUUUACAUUCUGUCCUUAUUGUUAUAACAAUCCACCAUUUCGAGAUAUGAAGAAAGGUAAUUUAGGAUGUAACUCUUGUACUCAUCCCACUUGUCCACAUGGAUUGAAUUCUAAUGGGGUAUCUAGUUGUUUGGAAUGUGAUCAUGGUAUAUUAGUGCUGGACCCUUCGUCGGCGCCCAAAUGGAAAUUGGGGUGUAAUCGCUGUGAUGUUAUAAUCCACUUUUUCGAGAAUGCUCACAAAGUAACUGUCGAUCCUGGCGUAUGUUGUGAAUGUGGCGCCCAACUAAUAGCCGUCGAAUAUAAAUCAGAUAAAAGUAAAUUACCUAACGAAGCUACAGAAAUGACAGGAUGUGUAUUUUGUACCCCAGUUUUUACACAAUUAAUUGAAAAACAUCGAGCUGUUGCAUCGAAACCUGUUAUAACUCGCUCACGUGGUCAUUCCACUAAAAGCCGUGGUCGAGGCAAAUCUAGACCACCGAGAGAUAAAAUGGCACAACUAGCAGCUUAUUUUGUAUAAACGGUUUACCGGUUUUACAAACUAAGUUUUCUUUCUACUUUUCGAAUUCUAAUGUUAUAUUAAUGUGCAUAAAAAAAUAUAAUAUUUAAUC